GCAAACCCGACCAUUUUGACGCGAUUUCGAUUUCUCAUAAAAAAAAACACACAUUUAACUCGGGCGCUCCUGCUGCUGUGUUUUUUAUGUGUGUGUGAACGAACCAAAUAUAUACACAUGAGCUGGAGGACAGUGAAAUUGAAUUAGUGUUUAUAUAGCACAUCGAUGGCUGAUAAUGCCGCCGCCGAAAAAUCGUUUGGCCAUCGUUAGUGUCAGAACGGGAACGAGUACGAGUACGGGUGCGAGUACGAGUACCACAAAGUAUCGUCGUCGUCGUCCUGCCCCCCGUCCCGCCCCCUCCGUCGUCGCCCCCUCUGCGCCGUACGCACGCAUCGAUUUGGGCUAAACGUUAGAUACCUCCUAACGCAGUUGUUAGGGUGGAAAGGCAAUAUAUACAAGGAGAAAAAAUAAUACCACACACCAUAUAGCCACUGGCCACUAGCCACUCGAUAAAUGAACUGCAAUGCCGUGCGUUGGCUAUUCGCGUGCAAUCCGUUGAUCCGAUCCGGUCCUGGGCUGGUCCGCAUCCCCCCAAAUCCCAGCCAGAAAAGUGCAAUACACCAGAAUCGAAGCGAAACCAAACGAAACGAAAACCAGGAGAGAGACAAACUCACAAAUAAAUCAAAGUGGAGUGGAAAGAGUGCCGACGAAGCAGUGAACUUGUGCAACGAACUGUUUGACGACCCAGUAGCCUCCACAUGAAGACCAUGUCGCGUUUCGGCCUGCGCCGUGGCUUUAAGCUCUCGGAGGAGCAGGUCAACGGCAAGAAUGCAAUAGCGCCGGCCACGCCCCCAGCGCCCGCUGCCACUGCCCCCAAUCCGCGCAAGAAGCGGCAGGCCAGGCAGGAGGAGUUGGACGUAGAGCAGGAGGAGCCAGAGCCGCACGAUGAGCCCGAGCCGGAGCACGAGCAGGAACCGAUCUCCCUGAUCUGCAGCCUGCCGCUGGACCGGCUGCCCCGCCUGGUGGAGAAGCUGCAUCAGCUGACGGAGGAGCGGGAACGCGAGCGAGAACGGGAGCGAGAACGGGAGCGGGAUGGGCUGGCGGGAUCAGCGGGUCACUCCUCGACGAAGGUCCUGUGUCUGUACUGUGAUAGAAAGUUCGCCUCCGGCAAGCUGCAGGCCAAGCAUGUGGACAAGUUCCACACCGAACGGCAGGAGCGGCGCUGCAGCGGCCGUUCCACCAGCUCCAAUUCCCAUCCCGCCGCCUCCGGCGGCUUCCCCGGCUGCCAGUGGUGCGGCCAGCACUCGAAUCGGCGCCAGGCCACGCCUCCACCGCAGAUCUGCCUGCCGGCCAAGCAUCUGGAGCAACUGUUCCGGCACCUGAGCGAGCAGCAUGCGGACAAGUAUUUUGGCUGCCAGCCGUGUCGCCUGCGCUUUCAGGACGCGGAUCAUUUGUCGUCGCACCAGCGGCAGCAGCAUCCGUUGCCGGAGGAUGCCCAUGGAUCCCAUGGCCAUGGGCAUGCUUCCCAUGGCCAUGGACAUGCCGCCAAGCCCGGAUUGAUGGGCGCCGACGAGCCGGUGCUCUUUCGUCUGGGUCUCACCCAGAACCGGCUACCCAGCAGCCAUCGGAAUCGCGGCCAGCGCAAGGAGGAGGAACCGCCGCCCCUGGCCGCCACGCCCAGCAGUGGCAGUAAGUCGCGGAGCAGCAGUCGGGCGGCGGCGCAGCGGCAACAGCUGCAGUCGCAGCAAGCCAUUCCGGCCGGCAGUCAGGCUCUGCAAUCGCCACAGGAUGCAGUCAAUCCGGAUGCAGUCUUUCGACUGCCCGCCAGCUUGGCCUGCAUCUCCUCAUCCUCCUCCUCCUCUGCCUCCGCCUCCGCCUCGUCAUCGUCAGCAGCCGCCGCCGCCACCGCCGCGGCUGCCGCCAACUCAGUGUUCGACGACAAGUUCUACAAGGAUGUGGUGUUCAAUGUGCGUCACAAUCUACAGAAUCACCUGGACGGUCGUCUAUUCACCUCCCCAACAUCAUCGGCAUCAUCAUCGGUGGCGUCGUCCUCGGAACUCAUCAUGCUGCAUGGUCCCAGCCAGGUGGGUCCUGGCGGCGCCUCCUAUCCCACGCUGCUGACCGCCGAGCAGUUUGGCGGGACGGGGGAACUGCUGCCGCUGGCCAAGUUCCGCCGGAGACCGCACACCAAGCACAGCUGGAAGUGGAAGUGGGACUACGUGAAGAAGUUCACCCUGAUCAACGAGGGCGGGCGGCUGGUGAAGAAGCUGAAGCAGCCCCAUUACCUGGGCCUGCGCGAUCUCUCCAAGCUGGACAUGUGGACGCAGCUGACGAUGCGCCAGAAGCACGAUCUCUCCCUGUCGCUGGCGGAGGAGCACGACCAGGAGCAGCAGCGCCGCCUGCUGGAGCAGCUCAAUCUCAUCCUGGACCAACGCCUUUUGCCGCACAUCAUCCUCGAGCAGAACGAGCAGGCGGUGAUUAAGUGCGAGAACGACGAGGAUGACGAUCCCUCGGGUGUGGACAGCACACAUCCGGGUGAUGAUCUGCUGCCCCAGAGUUUCGCCGACGAGAGUUUCCUCUCCCUGCUGCAACUGCAGCCGAGAACCGAGGAGCGGAACAGGCAGCAGGAUCAGGACCGGGAACGGGAACAGGAACAGGAACAGGAGCGGUUGAGGAACAGAAAGCGAAGAUCCGUUGUGCUCAGCGGCGAGUGGGCGCGACCACGCCUCUACCUGUGCAUCUGCUGCGGCGCCAAGUUCGACCAGCGCAAGUCGCUGGAGGAGCACAAAACCUUCCGCCACUCGCACAUCUACGCCACGCACUACGAGGUGGUGGGCCGAGAACUGCUGGCCGGCAAUCUGCUGCGCCAUCUGUUCAUCCCCAAGCGGGCGCUGGGUCGUUUUGCCGCCACCUCCGCCGCCGCCGCCGCCGCUUCGAGCAACUGCAUCCGGUGGCCGCAGAUCGGGUCAGGGCAGCAGCAGCAGCAGCAGCCCAAGCAGGAGCAGGAGCGGAACAGUGUGCAGCCGGAGGAGGAGACCAGGUCGUCGUCGGCCUCCUCGCGCUCCUCGUACGAGGUGUCCACGCCCACUCCGCUCUCGGGAUUGGAGCAACAGCAGCCAUCGCCGGCCUCCGGAUCGGGAUCGACCUCCUCGUGCUCACCCAGCUCAUCCUCCGCCUCCACCCUCAUGUCCACCGCCCCAACCGUGAUGUCCUCCCACUCGCAUUCGCAUUCGCAUUCACACUCCACCUGCACAUCGUCCACAACGACCACGACAUCGUCCGCUCCUUCCAGCUGCACCAAGUGCGGCCGCAAGUGUAGCGGCCUCAUGGAUCUCUACCGCCACAUGCUGGACUGCUCCGGCGACUAUGUGUGGUCGCUGGCCAAGAAGCGCAAGUAUCGCUACUACUGCGGCACCAAGAAGCGGCGCGCCUUCUCCAAGAAGCCGCUGAAGCAGCUGUCCGCCCGCAAGAAGGAGAAGCUAGAGACGGAAGUAGAAGUGGAUGAGGGCGAUGCCGAGGCAGAUGGCGACGGGGAGGCGGAGGCGGAGGCAGAGGCCGAGGGCGAGGAGAGCGGCUCCAGUUCGUCCAAGUUGAAGAACUCGCCGCGCCAAAGGCCCAGCGAUGCUGAAUCCAUACGCAAGAUGCUGGAGAACCUGCCCGCCAAGCGCAUCUGCAAGAAGAUCUUCCCCGUGGACAACAAGGCCAAGCGCAAGGCGAAGAACAAGGCGAAGGCCAAGGCCAAGUCCAUGGCCAAGUCCAUGGCCAAGUCGCUGGUCAAGUCAAAGUCCAAGCAGCAGCGCAGCAGCACCAAGCGAAUCUACAACCAGCACAUGCUGCGCACCACGCGCUCCCGCUCGCGAUCAUCGGUGGUGGCCACCGGCUCCUCGGCGGCCGCUGUUGCCGCCCAGCAGCACCGCAGUCGCCGCAAACAGAAGCAACAGCAGCAGCAACAGCAGCAACAACAGAAGGCCAAGCUGGACAAAGCCAAAUCCCCGCCAGAAACGCCAACUGAAGUUGUAAUGGAGGAUGAGCCAGUUAAGCUGCCCACCACACCCACAGUCACUGCCAAGUCAUCAAGGUCUCCCGCUGAGGAGAAGCCAUCGCUGCGGCUGGAGUUACCAGCACUUAGCCUUCCGGAGGCCACAACACCUGCUCCACCCGCCUGCUCCGUUCCGGAAUCGGAGCCCGCAUCGCCCACUCCCAGCAAGCAGCUAAUGCCCACACCGCCCACAACGCCGGCGCCGGCCACCAAAUCCCCGCCAGCUAUUGCUGCUACUGCUGUUGUGGCAGCUGCUCCGCCGUCCUACUCCGCUGGAGCCACCACUCGCCUGGCUACGCCCAAUUCGAGUGUGAAGCGUAGCAAGCGGAUCAGCGACUGCAUAGCCAUGCUCACGGGCAAACUGGAGGAGAAGCUCAAGACGGAGCAAGUGCCAACGCCUGCUGCAACGCUGCAAAUGGAGCGUCGGAGUGUGGAGCAGGAGAAGGCGGCAGAGAAGGUGGAGAGGUCAAGGCAGCCGGUGGAGACACCUGUUCCACCACCAACUGGCGACAAGGAGCGAGUGCAGCCAAAGACGCCCAAACGCAAAGCGGUGUCGCGUCGAAUCAUCAAAAUGGAUGCCACACCAGAGCCCCCGUUGGAGUCGCUCCCACUGAGGCAGGCACCAGAAGGAUCUUUGCUUGCUGUUGCACUUCCACCGACUGCAGUUCCGCCUGCCACUUUGGUGGAGACGCCAGCUCCUGCUCCAGCUUCUGCUCCAGUUCCUGCUCCUGCCCUGCCGCCUCCUGUGUUCAACAGUUUGCCAGGACCUCCUGCGCCAGUCGUUGCGCCUGUUCCUCCGCCUCCGCCAGUCAUUGCACCUGCUCAUCCUCCGCCCGUGGCUGCACCUGCUCCUCCGCCUCCAAGGCGCACGCCCACCAAGGCGGCUGCCAAGCAGAUGGCUGCCCCACCACCGAAGCCAGCCUCGUUGGCCGCCCUCAAGCAGUAUCCUCCCAUGGAGCCAUCAUCGCCGGCGCUGCUGGCCACCAAUGCGCCACCUGUGCCCGUUGCUGUGCCGCUGGGAAUGCAAGGAAUGCAGGGAAUGCCCGCUUCACUGGCGGUGGGAUCAGUUAACAUGCUGCCCAAGAUGCCACUCUAUAUGCCGCAGUUGCAAGGGAAUCCCAAUUGCAAUACCAAUACCAAUACCAUUACCAAUCCGAAUCCCAAUCCGACGCCCACGCCCACUACCAUGUUCGUUAUGGAUCAUCAACCGCUGAACCUGACCAGCCAGCGAGGAGUGCUGCCAAAGCCGCUGUUCACUGGCACCACGGGCGAUCCCGGCCUGGUUGGACUGCCGCAUCAUCGCUCGGGCGGAAUGCCCGCCCGACGGCAGACGAUCUGUGGCUUUGAGGCCCGAAACCUCAUGGGUUUGGACAUGGACAUGGAGCCGCUGGAUCUGUCCAAGAAGUCGAGCAGAAAGGCAUCGCCGGUGCCGCCGCCGCCGCCAAUGGUGACGGCAACGAUGCCACCGCAACAGCAGCCAGGUGCUGCUCCUCCCAUUCCCGGCCAGCCCCUGCCCCUGCCCCUGGCCUCGCACUAUUACUCCAAUCUGGAUCUGCUCAAGAUACCGCAGGUGCGCAAUCCUGGCAAUCCAGCUGCUGGUGUUGUGGUGCCCACCAGCGGUGUUCCGCCGCCAGUUAGCAUCAUGCCCACAUCGGUGGCCACCGCGACCCAUGCUCACGUGCAUCCCGUCAAGAGUUCGGGCGGCAAGAAGCGCUCGCUGGAGGGAACGGGCAGCUCCAAGAAGGACCAUGGCAAGGGCCAGGCCAAGGUGUGUCCGCGCAUGGACGAGGUGGUCAACAACCAUAUCGACGAUGCCAUCAACUCGGUCAUUAUGGCUGUCCAAGCCAGUUUGCCGGAUGACGAGGAGGACGAAAAGGAGAAGGAAAAGGCGAAGGAGAAGGAGGAGCAGGCCAAGAAAGACAAGGAGAGGGAGAGGCAACGAGAACAAAGAGAGAGGGAGAGGGAGAGGGAAAAGGAGAAACUGGAGCUAGAACCGCUGCCCAGGCCGAGCAACUGCAUCUUGUCGCUGCCCAGCUCUGCGGUAUUGCCCUUGGCUGUUAAUCCUCUUCCCGCCGUGCUUAUUUCAUCAGCUGCUUCUGUUCCCACACCCACUACUGCUCUGCAGCCUGUGCCUGCCAAGAAUCUGACGCCCAAGAAGCGCUCCAUGCGCUCGCGCACCAUCGACUGUCGCUCCGCCUUGCUUGCCCUGGAGGAGACUCUUCCGGUGGCGCCAUUGCAGCAGUUUAUCCCGCUGCCAGUGAACGGUGAUGCAAGGGGAGAGAUGCCCACAUUACCAGUUUCUCUUCCAGUUGCAGUUCCUCCAUCGGUUCCUCCUCCAGCUGCACCCGUUCCAGUUCCAGUUCCCUUAACGAGUGCUAAGGAAGCAGCUCUUACUGUGACCACUGCUGCAGCAACAUCGCCAUUAGUGGAGCAUCAGUCUCCGGAAUCUCCUGAUCCUGAUCCUGAUCCUCUUCCUGUUCCUGUUGCUGUUCCUGUUCCAGAAAUGAUUGCCCAACCAGAGACAUGUGCCGAGUCCUGUGCUCCCGUGCCUGUGCCCGUGCCCGUCUCCGUCAUUUCAGUGGCUCCCGCCUUGCCACAGAUGCCACCACAUCGCAGUGCCACGCCUCCGCCCAGCACAAUGGCCGAGACGAACUGCAGCUCGCUGAUGGAGGAGCACAGCAGCAACCUGAACAACAACACCUCCUCGGGCUUCCACAGUCUGGCGCAAUCGGAGCAGCCCCUGUCCACGACGGCAGCAGCAACGCCAGUGGAGGAGUCUACGGCGCCACCGCCCAAGAAGGAGGAGGAGGAGCAGCAGCAGCAGCAGCAGCAGCAGCAGCAACAACAGGAGGAGGAGGAACUGCCCGCCAAGAAGAAGCAACGUCGCCGGCGCAAGAACGAACUGGCGGCCAUUGUGGCCGAUCAGCUGCUGGAGAGCUUCAAGAUCGACAACGCACGCAGGGACAACCUGAAGAAGCUGGAGAAUCUGGCGUAUGAGAAGAGCGAGGACCUGCUGCUCACCGGGAUGCUCCUGAUGUCCAGCACCAAGCGCAAUGCCGCCCUGGGCACGUCCUCCGCUGCGGCCGCCAAGCUGGCGAAGAAGGAACCCUCGGCGACGGAGACGGAAGCGGCGGAACCACCAAAUCCGCCAGGACGCGGCAGGCCUAAGCGUCGCCAGAGUUGCUACUACCGAAGGGGCAAGGCUGGCGGAGGAGGAGGAGGCGGGGGAGGUGGAGGUGGAGGAGGAACUGGCCCGGGUAAGGCCACCAACGAGAACAUCAGUCUGCUCAAAUCCUCGCUGGAGUCCUUCUCCAUUGGCAUCGAGAAGCAGCUGCUGGCCAAGGAGGCGCGCGAGGCCAAGGAGGCGCGCGAGGCCAAGGAGUCGCAGUCGCAGUCACAGCCGGGGAACACCGUUGGCAGCCAGCCACCAGUCGGCUCCAUUCUGCGUCCCAGCAUUCUCAGCGGCGCAGUGGCCCGGGAUCAGCAACAACAGCAGCACUCCAAGGAGAAGGACAAGGAGAAGGGCAAGGAUAAGGAUAAGGAUAAACAGGAGCACAUACCAGCCACCUUCAGUCGUGAUCCACGGCUGAACAAGAACAUACACAAGGAGCAGGCGUCGGAGCAGCAAAGGUCCGAGUUGGUCAGGGAGCAGCAUGUGGCCACCAACAACGACAAUGCCGAGGAGGAGGACAACUAUCUCACGGAGAUUGCCAAGAACGUGAACGAGAAGAUCAUGUCGGCCACCACCAACGAGGACUUUGAGUUUGCCCACGACGAGUUCGACGGCGAAGGGGAUCCCGACCAGGAUCAGGAUCGGGAUCCGGAUCACGACCAGGACAAGUACUAUCGCCCGCCCACCUCGAUGAGUGUGCGCAGUGCGCCCAAUCUGAACGACGAGCACUCAAACUUUGGCUCCAUGUGCGACGACAACACCAACACCGAGGUGAUGGACAUGGACCUGGACGACGAGAUGAGUGUGUAUACCAGCUACUCCCAGGAUCUGGGACGUGGCGGUCGUGGGCGCCGGCGGAGACGCCGCCGAAGCGUUCUGCUCACACGGCGGCCCAAGAAGCGGACGCAGCGCAGCGAACUGGAUGCCGAGAAGUACGGCUGUCAGCUGUGCGGCAAGAGCUUCUUCACCGCCACCUCGCUGUCCAAGCACAACAUGACCCUGGCCCAUGUGUCCAAGCUGUCCGCCCAGGAGUACCUGCAGUCGCAGACGGCUCCCUCCAGUCCACAGCAGCAGCAGCAGCAUCAGCAGCAGGAUGUCCAACUGAAUGAUGGGCAGCUGGCGGAGAACAACAGGAGGGAGGAGCCGCAUCAGCAUCAGCGGCAGGAGGAGGAACAACAACACCACUUGGCAGCAGCUCCUCCGCCGCAGCAGAUGAGAGCCUCGGUGCUGAUGCUGCCCAACCAAAUGGCCCAUCAGGAAAGGGAAAGGGAGCGGGAGCGGGAAAGGGAGCAUGAACGAGAUCUGCAGCGGAUUCAGGAGCACGAGAGAAUCCAGCUGCAGCGAGAGCGGGAGCGGGAGCAGGAGCAGCAUCAGCACCAGCAGGAGCAAGUGCAUCAUGUGAUUACUGAGGCCAGCCUGCGGCUGCACGAUAACCAGCACAGUCCGCAGGCAGCGCCACCGCCCACCGCCUCUCGCCUCAAUCUCAAUCCCGACGAGCGUCUCUUCUACGAGUGCUGCAACAUCCUGAAGAGUGCCGAGACGCCACGCCCCCUUACCGGCGGAGGAGGGUGUGGGGGCGGGGGCGGAGGCGUAGGCGGUCCAGCCACCACCACAUCGGUGAUAGUGACGGCGGGCAGAAAGCAACCGCCACCGCCGCCAGCUUCGCCAUCACCAUCCCGGUCCUCAUCGCUGCCUCCGCCAGCUUCGCCAUCGCCAUCGCUGCCACCUCCUGCCUCACCGUCGCUCUCGCUGCCUCCGCCGGCAUCGCCGUCGCCAUCUCCCUCGCCGCCGCCACCUGCGGAGCCACCUGCUUCUCAUCCUCAUCCGCAUCCUCAUCCGCAUCCGCAUCCUGGUCCUCAGCCAGUGCCUGCCGUGUGCCAUCAGCCGGUCAUCCAACAGCUGUUCCGCAACCCGCCCGCGGUCACGCCCACCACAACGCCCACCAACCACAACAGGCUGUCGCCCAGCUACUCGGCGGUGUCGCAGUUCUCGGCCACCACCACCACGUCCCGCUUCAAGACGAAGGCGGCCAUGAAGGGCUACGAGAACGUGAACAUGCAGCUGGACAUGCUGGAGCUGGCCAAGUCGGGCGGCCGGGGUGUGUGCAAGCUGACCGAGCUGGCGGACAUUGCGCUGGGCAGCGAGAAGCCCGGCGGCGACUUCCUGCCCCAUCUGCCGCCCGCUCCAACCGCCGCAGCAGCUCCAGCAAUGCCGGCCACUCUGCCGCCCAAUGCCAUGCAGCAGAUGGCCAUCCAGCAGACGACGACGGUGACGCCGACGGUGACGCCAACGGGUCCGCUGGAAGCACAGCAGCAGAGCUCCACGUCGUCCAAGACGAUCAUGCAUGCCUCCAUCAUCAAGGCGGCGGCGGGUGUGGCCAGCUCGGCCACUUUGCCGCCGGUCUCCGGGCGGAUCAUCAUUCCGGACAGGCCGUUCAAGAACAUUGGACUCGAGGAGAAGGCGCCCAUCACGUUCCAGAAGCCCAAGACGUGCGUCAAUCUGCUGCAGGAGCAGGACAACAACAGCGUCUCCACGGCCAGUUACUCGGAUCGGGAUGACUAUGAUUUCGGCACCCUAAGUUGCGACGGCGACGUGGAACCGGACCCAGAAUCAGUGGUCAGAGGUGGCGAUGGCGGUGGCGGUGGCGGUGGCGGUGGAGGUGGUCAAACUACCGGGCGAGUGGUGCUGACCCAGGGAGCAGAAGUUGGCGUAGGAGGACGAGCAGCCGUGUCAACCUCCAGCUCAUCGUCCUCCUCGUCCUCGUCGUCGGCGGCGGAGCAUUCGAGAAGUGGCAGUCGGAGCAGCAGCAGCAGUUCCAGUCGGGCCACAGCCAAAACGUUCGAGAACAAGUCGCUGAUCAUGGGUCGCAUAUUCAAGCAUGCCAGCAGCGCCAAGGCCACGGCAGUGAUGGCCACAUCGGCGGUUAUGCUGCCCGGGCCCAGUGUGGCGGCGGGCCUGGCCAAGAUCAAGGCGCUGCCCAAGAACCAGGCCAAUCUCGACCAGAUCUUCGACGAGUUGCGUGGCGGUCAUCCAACAGCCAAGUCUUCGGAAAUGGACACACCGCCUUCUCUGCUCCCUGAAAGCUGGGAGAGGCAGCAUCAGCAUCAGCAGCAUCAGCAGCAGCAGCAGCAGCAGGCACAUCAUCACCACCAUCAGCAGCAUCAGCAGCAUCACCAGCAUCAUCAUCAUCACCACCAGCAGCAGCAGCAUCAGCAGCAUCAGCAGCACCACCACCACCACCAGAUAGAGCCCAUGGCGGCACCAGCUGCUCCGGCAGCACCAGCGGCCAUGCCAGCACCCAGUGCCCUGCCGCCGGGCAGAAAACCGAAGAAUGUGGCCACAGCGAACAGUGCCAAGAAGAGCGCUGCCACCAUCAACAAAGCCACGCCGGCCAAGGCCAAGGGUAAAUCUAGAGGGGGCGCCUCUGGAGCUGCCACCUCAACGGCCGCGUCCAAUCGCAAGCCACGCAAGGAUCUGACCAAGUUGCAAUCGGAGCUUGGCAUGAGCCACGAGGAGAUCGAGCAGCUGAUCGACGAGGGCCAGCGCAAGUCCAAGCGCCGCUGUGCCACCAAUCGACCCAAGAAGCUGGUGGAGACCUGGAGUUCCGAUGAGUACGAGGAGUUCCUGUCCACCAAGGACAUCAUAGCGUUGAUCGAGCAAAAGGAGCAGCAGGAGCAGCGGCGCAAGCGCAAGACCAGUGAGGUCACCACCCAGCCGGAGGCACUCGCUCCACCGCUGGUCGCGAAGAAGGCACAGACGCCACAGGCGGCACAGGUGGCAGCGGCAGCGGCUCCAGCCAAGCGCAAGAAUCGCGGCGGUGAGAAGAAGGCAGCGACAGUGGUGCAAGUGGCAGAGCAAGUGGUGGAGCAGCCAAAGUCGCGGGCCAGGCAAAGGAACCAGCAGCAGCAACCAGCAGCAGUGCCACCUGCACCCUCUGUUGCCUCCGCCAAUACUCAGCCACCAGACCAGAUCACGACCAAUUCAAAGGGUAAAUCCAAGGCAUCGGUUAAGAGUAGAGCGCCAGCGGCCAAGGUCACAAGCAACAGGAAAAAGCGCGGACAGCAAAAGCAGCGGGAGGAGGAGCAGGAGGAGGAGGACGAAGCGGCGGAAGCGGAAGUGGAAGUGGAAGUGGAGCCACCGACCAGGACGCGCAGCUCUAGGCAGCAGCAGCAGCAUCAGCAGCCCAGGGGAAAAGCUGGGCCAGAGAUAGAGCCACCACUAGAACCUGCUCCUGCCCAAAAAGAAAGGAACAAGGCGCGUUAUGGCAAUGCACAACAACAGCUACCGCCACCGCCACCGCCGCCGCCGUCGCAGCAAACGCAAACGCAACCGCAUCCCAGGAGCAGCUCCGUGGCCACCACCAGCAGCAGCAGCACCACCACUAACACCACCACCAACACCACCAACACCAACACCACCAAUAACAACAACAACAGCAGCAGCAGCAACAAGAACCUAAAGGCCAAGCGGAAAUCCCAGACGAAUCGUCAAUCGCCGGCGCGUAGAAAGCGACCGGCAAGCGAAAAGCAACUCUACUACUGGAGCAGCUCCAGCGACGAUGAGUUCGGACGCCUCGAUGACGACGAGGAUGAGGGCGAGGCAUUGGCCAAUGCCAGAGAAGCCGGCGGCGAGCAGAGGGAUGGGGAUCGACUGGAUAGUCUAGAUCGACUGGAUCGCCUGGACCGACUGGAUCGACUGCAGCCGGAGGAGGCCGCCUCGCCAUCGCCGCCCGGCAAGCACUUCGAGGAGAACGAGCCGUACCAGAAGCACGGCUGGAUCGUGGGCGACUCGCACAAGAAGCUAGUGAAGCUGCUGGCCAUUGCCAAGGGCAGCAAGAAGGUGGACAACUCCAGCGGUGUCAAACGGCGCACGCCCAAGCGCAAGUGCUAGCGUCGCCCGGAGAAUCUGCAUCAGGAGGAGGAGGAGGAGGAGAAGGAGGUGAUGGUGGAUGCCAUCCUCAUGCCAGACAAGUCAUAGCCAUAGGCUUCGAGGGCGACGUCGGCGCGGGCAGCCGACGAUCCAUCAACGCCAUCGAUCACAUACGUACUGCCAUUGUGUCAUCGUUAAUCGUUAAGGCCAGCGCCAGGAGGGGAUUAACUGGAGUUGAAGCUAAAGCUGGAGCCAACCCAAUCCAAACCAGAAUAGAACAGACGCCUCCUGGCCCUCUGGUUCCCAUUAACCGUAUGCGGAGUAUAUGCAACAUAUUUUUCUUUUUCUUUUAAACAUCUAAGCGUUACAUUAUUUAGGUUUUUUUUUAUUAAAUGUAUUUAUAAUUAAUAAACAAAACAAACAAAAAAGCGAAAAAGCAACAAAUAUAAAUUUGAGCACAACAAUUAAACCAGCUGACUAAUGAUUUUGCAUAUUUAACCAUUGC
Drosophila elegans is the source of this 12525-nucleotide messenger RNA. RefSeq lists its product as uncharacterized. Bases 699 to 12041 code for a protein of 3780 amino acids. Lineage: Eukaryota; Metazoa; Arthropoda; Insecta; Diptera; Drosophilidae. The record is from RefSeq and is a predicted model, not a curated record. The transcript has 4 exons.